CUAUAUGAUAGUUUUCUUACCUUUCAAGGAAAAUUGGUGAUGAUUAUGAAUUCUUCUAUCGUGUCCCUCCUUUUCUCUUUCAUCAAAUCUUGUUUCUUUUGAUUAUGUUAUCGUAUUAUCUCUACUAGCAAUAGUGGAAUGUCUCAGGUCUCUAGUAAAGUUUGAUGUCAUUGAAUGAUUAGGAACUGGAAAGGACGCUAAAGUUUGAACUGGAACUUGAAAUGAAAUUUGGUGGUGUUCCUACUAAGCAUAUUGGAGAUGACAUUGAGGAAACUGUUGACGGGGAAAGUUAUAGUCGGAAUGUAUCCGAAAUUCACAUGAAGUUUGGUGCUAAUCACGACUUGGUGGAAACUUUUAACUUCCGUGGAAUUAUCUCUUCUUGCUUCGAGCCUCAUUUAACCAAAUAUAUUGAGGAGGAACUAAUGCAAUGCCUGGAAAGAGUUGUUCAGGAGGAAACAUGGGAUACUGAUGAGGAAAAUCUAAAUAAUAUUUUAUCUAGCAGUAGAGAGUUGUUUUUGGCUAUAAAGAAAAGCUAUGACAAGUGUAAAGCUCUGACUAAGAACCUGACUUUAUUCAAUUUAUUCAAGGUCUUUCAACGAGUUCUACAAGCCUAUGCUACAAAGCUAUUUUUUAAGCUCUCCAAAGGAGGCACUCGUAAACAGAUAGAGGUCUCGGGGAUAGAUGAAAGGUUGAUAUGUUACAUAGUUAAUUCUGCUGAGUAUUGCCGCAAAACAUCUGGUGAUUUGGCAGAAGAAGUCUCGACAAUUAUUGACCCGCUUUAUGCAGACGGUGUAGACAUGUCAGAGGUCCAGGAUAAAUUAUCGUGCGUCAUAACGAAGGCAUUGAUGACACUAGUCCGUGGACUGGAAACUAAAUUUGACACAGAAAUGCAAGAGAUGGCAUGUGUUUCAUGGGGCACACUUGAGAGUGUUGGUGACCAUUCUCAGUACGUAAAUGGAAUAUAUACAAUCCUUAACAACAGUUUUCCUGUCCUUGGGAAACUUCUAGCACCAGUCUACUUCCAAUUCUUCCUGGAAAAGUUGGCAUCAUCCCUUGGACUACGGUUCUAUGCUAAUAUUUUCAGAUGCAAGAAAAUAUCAGAAACUGGAGCUCAGCAGAUGUUGCUAGAUACGCAAGCAAUGGAGAUGAUUCUUUUAAAAGUUCCAUCUCUUGACAGACAGACCGUAAGUGCUGCGAGCUAUUCGGAAUUCGUGAAGCGUCAAAUGAGCAGAGCUGAAGCAGUCCUAAAGGUCAUACUCUCCCCGAUCGAUUCAGUGGUAGACACAUAUAGUGAACUGUUUCCAAAAGGAACACACAUGAAGCUUCAGCGCAUCUUAGACCUUAAGGCAAUUUUGGCAUUCUAAAUCCAUUUUCAUACUUGAUUAAUCUCACGCUAACGUCCUCCUCCAGUGACAUUCUCUUCACUGUCUGGAAAAUCCUCUCUUAUUUUCAGCCAAAACAGGUAUCUUAAUGUACUAGGUCCUUAAAGAAAGGUGUAACUUAUUUGAUGUUGCAGGGUCUUACGAAAGCCAAUCAGCAGAGAGUACUUGAUGAUUUCAAUAAGCAUGCCCCAAGAAUCACACAGCCUUCGGUUGCAGCAGAAAUGCCACAACCGGUUCCAAUCCCACCUGCACCGCCAUUGGAAAUCAUAGCAAAAAGUGAGGAUGUUACAACUAGACUAGCAACCGCUAGCUAUUAGGUUCUUAUACUUCAUAUUGAGACUUUAUAGAACAAUACAAAGCAACGCACACUAGCAUAUAAACUUGGGUGUUGAUGUCGGAAAAAAAAAAAGAAGCUUAAACUUGCGUGCAUUUGAAUUAUGUAACUACAUAUAUUGUAAUUUUGUUUUAUGUUUCAAAAUUUGCGGUUUAUGUAACUAAGAGACGAACCUCUAAUUCUAAAUCUCUAAAGAAGAUAUUAAACUAAUGUUUUAAUCUAAAA
Molecule: messenger RNA, 1941 nt
Organism: Arabidopsis lyrata subsp. lyrata
Lineage: Eukaryota; Viridiplantae; Streptophyta; Magnoliopsida; Brassicales; Brassicaceae
Product: vacuolar protein sorting-associated protein 53 A
Exons: 13
Coding region: 222-1364 (380 amino acids)
Biological process (GO): retrograde transport, endosome to Golgi
Cellular component (GO): GARP complex
Source: RefSeq, a predicted model, not a curated record